AUCAUCAGUUUUCGAGUAAUCGUCAUCGAUUCAAUCUGUUCAAUUCUAUAUUCCUAUGUUUUAUAUUUUUUACGGAAUAUCUAUUAAAAUAUCUAUCAUGUUAUAAUCAAAUCAAGUGCAAAAUUAUUGGAGAAUAUAAAUAAAAGUUUGUGUCUUGACCGAAUGUAUUGAAUCCUCUGAGUAAGCUGUUUGGUGUCAGUGUUUGUUGUGUUUACAUGUAAAAUAAAACAGUAAAGUGAAAAAGGACAAGCCGAUUUGUUGGAACUAACAGUAAACAGGCAAUCAAUCAAGAGAAGAGCCCGUUUUGUUCAAAAUGGGAAGCAUGACUAAUAUCGACGAGCAUCGGGAGUUUCUGGAGUAUUUUAAAGCCCACGUUGACCCUAAUGAUCAGCUUCCGGUUCGAGUUCCUGGUUAUCAUCUCCUAGAGUCGGAAAUUGAUGGGGAGGUAAUCAACUGGGUGCUGCAAUACUUGCUCCAAAUGAGAUGCACUCAAAGUCUACUGGCACCUAUUGUAAAUGAAGUAGUUCAGAAAACUAGGAAGUCAUACCUCAAAAUACCCAAACAAUGUGGCUUAGAUGGAUACGCAUAUAAUCCUCUAAAAUUGAUCGCAAUUGUCAUAUCACACACGAAUGGUAUUUGUGAAAGGUUGCUUGAUAACGCUGAGUUGAACGAAAUUCUGGCGAAAAGUUCUGCAUCAGUAUUAAUGCAAACUCCGCGGCACUGCGUCAAAGCAAUUAAGAACACGCGCCGAAAAAUGGAAGACAGACACGUGUGCAUCGGCGACUUCAAUGGAAUGUUUGCAGUUAGAAAUCACGAGCCGACCAGCUUCUAUGGUGUGUUCGAUGGACACGGGGGCCAAGAUGCAGCAUUUUUCACAGCAGCUCACCUUUGCUACAACAUUGCAAAAAGUUCGAAAUAUCCGCACAACAUAGAAGGAGCAAUUAAAGAAGCAUUCUUAAAAACGGACGUGGCUUUUAUAGAUAAAUCAGACAAACAUGCACUCAAUUGCGGAACUACUGCACUAGCAUGCAUUUAUCGUGCAAUCGAGAAACGGCUCUUUGUUGGUUGGGUUGGUGACUCACAGGCUUUGCUAGUAUGCGAAGGAAAAGUUUGUCAAAUAGUAUCACCGCAUGUCCCUUCGGUAGAGAGUGAAUGUAGCAGAAUUGAAAAACUUGGAGGUGUCGUUUUGAACUGGAAUGGAACCUAUCGUGUUAAUGGGCAGCUUGCAGUAUCCAGAGCUAUCGGUGAUGCUCCAUUAAAACCAUAUAUUACUGGCGAGCCGGAUGUUUCAACAAUAUCGCUGGAAGGCAAAGAAGAUUUCCUGAUUAUUGCAAGUGAUGGUUUGUGGGAAUCACUUUCUGAAGACUUCAUUGCACUUUUUGUGUAUCGAAUGAUUGCAGACAAUCCAGAGUGCGCAGAUUCCAUCGCUGAAAAUCUAGUCGAACGCGCAAGAAAGGGAACAUCGGAUAAUAUCACUGUAGUGGUAGUAUUCUUUAAGGACCCUCAUCUUAUAGCUAAGUCAUCCUGGCUGAAUAAAAUGGAAGCAGCCUAUGACAAAAACAAUACCAACAGUGCUUUCGAUAAUGAGUCAUCACACUUCAAGUUCUCCAAUAUGGACGACGGUGAACUCAACAUUUCGUCAGAUAUACCAGAAUCAAACAACGAAGAGCACCAGCUAAUAUCUUCUCCAACAAUCGCAAAAAAUAGUUACAACGAAUCUAACAGUGUUCAUAUUAGUGACAAAUCAACAGACGUCGUUGAUCAUCAUCAACGAUUUGUGGAUGAUUUUGGACCGGAGACAGAUGUAGAUACCAUGGACGAUUCGAAUGUUGUCAAGUCUCCAUUAGAACAUCACACGAACGACAGUUUAAACGAAUACAACCUAUCGAAUGGGGUAAAACCCUUUUCACUAGAAAAUAAAAUAAUCCAACAGCUUUCGGAGCAAAACCUAGAUUUUUCAAGCGACAGUAAUCCGUUCAAAAAUGAUUCAUUGGACCUUAUUGGUGGCGAUCAUGUACUGCUGGAUCAAACGAUUGCAAAGGUCCCUAGUCCAUCCGGAGUGGUUGAUAACAAAAUUAUUGACGCGCUUGAAUCAUUGGCAGUCAGCAAGGAUAGUUCAGAAAAGAAUGAACUGGAAAGUGAAAAACAAAUAAAUGAUCUACUUGAUACUAGGCAGAAAUCUCCCGAAAUACUAGACUUUACGGAAAAAAUCGAUAACAUUCAUGAGAAGAGUAUUUUCGAUUUUAAUUCUGCAGCAGAAGUAGAUGACGCAUUUAUACAACAUUCCGAGAACACACUCAACCGUACUAUCGAACAAGACGCAACGUUCAUCGAAAAAGUUGAUACAACGCUCCUAACUGACACAGCAUGUGUGGAAGAAAGUGUUGGUGAAGACACUGAAGAAGAAGAGGACGAAUGGAACUACAUAAAGGGCGGCGACAAGAAAUCGGAAAUUAAUCUACAUAGCAACAUUCAACAAAAUACUAACCUAAAUGAAACGAACUGCGUCGAAGAGUCAUCACCUGUUGAAAGUGAACCAAUAGAUCCAGUGCAAGAGCCCCUUACUGAAGUGCAGGUCGAAAAUUCGCAACUGUUGGACUUUUCAUUCACAAACUACACAGAAAAAGAAGAUACUUUCGAAAAGAAAGAGAAGGACUUGGAAGUAAGCAAGCCAGCAGACGCUUUCGAGGAAUUUGCUGAUCCCAACGUUCCAGAUGAGAAUCGUUUAGAGGAGAAUACUUCUGUGGAAAAAGAAGAACAGCCGGCAGUUAUAAUUACGCAGAAGCUUGCAGAAACGGAAGAUAGCCCCUUAAUAGUAUCACCCAGCGUGGAAACGACAGUAUCAUCAGAGGACGUCGAUCACAGAUUGCUCAGUGAAGAUCAUCCUGUGGAAUCCGAACAAAUCCUGUUGGAGGAAACGGUUCCAGCAUACAUAACCAACGAACAGACGCUAUCAGAAAUUUCAUCAGAUCUUGCGACAGAAGAAAUUUUACCCCCGGAAAAUCUAGCAAAGGCGACGGCUACAACUAACGAUACUGAAGCUGCGGCAGAAAAUAAAGAAACUGUAGAUAGCGAAGAACCCAUAACUGAGCAAAAAAGCCUGGAUCAAGAACCAGAAACAAGCGUGGACGGAGAGCUUGAACGUCCAAAUAGCCUUAGCUUGGAGAUGGCUUCCAGACUAAAUCCCGAGGCAAAGGAAUUCGUUCCAAUCUGUUCACCGUCCAAGUCAAAUCCGACCAGCCCGGUUGCCAAUGCACCAACUAUGGUGACCAACUCCUUUUUGUUGCUUGAUGAUGAUACAGUUGUUGCCCAAAGCCCAAAAAAAUGUACUACAACAAUGGACAACAUUGAUGUUCCAGAGGAAGAUGAUUUCCAGCAUGAAAUGGAAAAGCGUCCACAUGAGUUAGCGAAGCCAUCGGAAUACAUUAAUGGCAAUGCUGAGACAUCGGCCCGAUCGCAUUCUCCUGCAAGCGAGCCAUCCUAUCAAGAACUGAAUCUAAAAGAAGCUAUGCAAGCUGAUGAAAAGAUGGAUCAUGAUUACAGCGAUGAAAAGCAAAUAGUUCCUAAGGAAAGUCCUGAUCUUUCCAAUGAUCAAAAUGUUUUGAACGUACUGAAUAAGGAUCAAGACCCAAUGAAUAUGUCGUUCUAUGAAGGUCGCGAUGAAGCACUUUUGAGUAAUGGUGAUGAACUGAACAAAGUGCAUGUGCUACCGGAAGAAGAAGACUUUGAAGACCAACCAAAUGAAGUUGUAGACACAAAUGAGGUGGAUGUUUGUGACGAAGAUGCACCGAUAGAAUCGCCACAUAUCGACGUUGUGGUGAAAGACAAAGUAGAAUUCGUAGAACCUGAAAUAGAACCUCAAGCAACACUGGAGGAUGAAGUUUGCUUAGAAACUAAAACAGAAAUACAGGAAGAACCAUCUGCUGCUAUAUUUGCUGUAGCCUCACAAGUUGUCAACGAUGUUGCUGCCCUAGUCGACCAAAUGCAAAUUGAACCAAUUACCACUAAUGAUUUGCUUGAAGACGAACUACAACAAGAAGCGAUCGUGAAUGAAAAGGCAACAGAUUCUGAGGAUUUAAAGAUGGAACAAAAUCAAGACAUUUUGAUUAGUUUGGAAAAUCAGAACGAAAUUAAACCACUGGAAGAUUCCUUGGUUGUAGACCAACCCAUUGAAUUGUUUAUUCCAUCUGCAACAGAAGAUGACAACAAUGUACAUUCUACAGAGACAGAAGAAUUGGUAUCACCACUUGUGGAAUCCGUGCAGCAAGAGGUGGUUGGCGAAAAUGAGUUUAUAACCGAUGAAAGCGUGUUGAAUGUACCUUCGCCUUCGCAAACCUCUUUCUUCGCUGAACCUCCCGUUAAAUGUGAACCAGUCGGUGAAGAAAUUGCCAAGGAAGAAAAAAUCGCAAUUGUAACCGACAAUCUGCCCACAGAAUUACUUCACGACUCAAUCGAAACUGCAAUAGUUGAUAAUCUAUUGAGCGCUGUCACCCCUGUUCAAGAUCAGGCAGAAGCAACUUCUGAGGUAAAAUUAGUGGAAGAUGUUAAAACUGAAGAGGUUGCACUGAAGACAACGGCGAGCAAGGUGUCAGCAGCAACUACCAAAUCAACCAGCACGACUAAAGUAACAACAACUAAAUCUUUGAAGCCGUCAGUAUCUUGCGCUGACAAAAAAACUCCUACAUCGUCAAAACUAUCACCGAAAACAGCUAAGACAACAACUACCUCGAAGCUUUCAAAUACCGCCAGUACUGUUAAGAGGGCUUCGGGAGUAAGCCAAGCUUCUUCGACUGUUACCAGCAGGUCGGUUGGUGCGGCGAAACCAUCGACAGCUCCGUCAAAUACGCGCCCCAACUCGGUUAGUACAGUAGCGAGUAGAAGUGCAGUCGCUGAAAAGAAGGCACUUCCAAUGGCUAAGAAACCAGUUGCAGCUGCUGUUAAUGGUGAUGUCAAGGCAGCUACUACCGCGAGGAAACCAUUAGCAGGAACUACUCUCAAGCCGUCGACAGCCACUAAAAACGUUGCCACAACAGGCAGUAGUAGCAGCGCUCCCAGUGCAAGGUUGCAAGGAACGACUACGAAGUUGACAUCAGCGAAACCAUUGACGACUACAACUAAGUCAUCAGCAUCCUCAGUAGCGAAACCAAGCUCCGCUUCAUCUCGCACUACGACCACUGUUCCUGCCGCUAAGCCCCGAGCUAUGCCGUCUAAUAUAAGCAAGACUACGUCCGCUACUUCAUCGGUGGCAAACAAAACCAACCAGGGGCCGACGAGCACUGUUUCCAAAAGAGUGAGCACUGUUGGGACGGCAGCAUCCAAAACAACCACAGCAACUAGAACAGCUACAUCCACUGCUACCAAAGCUACCUCUGUUACGAGCCGGACAUCCACCGUUUCGAAGCUAAGUAGUAGCAGUACCGUAUCUACAGUGAGAAAAACUACCGCAGCAUCACCUGCAAAGAAAUCGGUAUCAUCACCUGCUACGAAAACGACCUCUAAAACUACAUCAACUGGAAAAGCCGUCGCUACAACAAAGGUGGCAGCUACCAAUCAUGUCAAUGACUCCAAAGCUUUACACGCCGAAGGCAUUGCCAACGAUUUGUUGGAUUUUGAUAAACAGUUGAAAAAUGAUAACAAUCAUCUUAUUACGAAGAAUGGCAUCGACUCACCGAUGAUGGUGAUCGAUUCGGCUGCCGACUAAAUUCUUGUUCCUUAAUUUUGUUGCAAACUAUUUUUAUACAAUUUUUUUAUUUUGUGACAACAGAUUUGCAUGUGUAACUGGCAAACAAACUAUUAUUAUAUAAUAUGUUCGAAGGGACGAAAUAGAAUCUUCAAUAUAAUUACAUUACACACAGACACACACAGUGAUACUAAUUAAUGCAUGUUUAGUCGUCGUGUGGUUCGACUCCAGUCCAGUGUGUCGGCGGCAGGAAAAGAUGGAGAAUCAAUUGAGGCGAACUGUUCAAUGUUUCAAAAGGCUUGCUUUAUCGACUUUCUUGUUGUAGGAAAGUAGUAAAUUUAGAAUAGUUGGGCUAAUUCUACGAAUAGAGAAAAAUUAUGUUACUCGAACGAGGUGAGAAUUUAUUGUCGAAUGCAACCAUUUGGAUUGCCCCAUCGAUUCGAGUGAGAAUAGUCGAAACCGCAAAUGCGCACGGCAUUCUGCUUUUAGAAUUAGACCUAGAGUGUCAACAAACCAGUGGAAAGAAAAUGGAGAAUUACUCUCUAAAAGGUAUCAAAGAAGAGUGUUGAACCAAAUUGCACGUUUUAUAUUGCUUACACAGUUUGGCUCUUGUGAUGCCAAAACGGUAAAGUGUCAGAGAUCUCUUGACUAAUAUCCCCUCAUGGUAGAUGUGGCUUUGGUUCCUUUGUGGUAUUUUGUAUUCCGAACGCUUUAUUUUCAAAUGUGAAGUGAUUGGUUUAUAUCAUUUAUCUAUUACUUAAAGACACUUUUUCAGUAAUUCUGCUAAGCUGCUAGGUUCCAGAUAUGUACUUGCGGAAUAAAUACAAUAUGACCAAAGGCUGAUUUCAUCUUCGUUAAGAGCACCAAGAUUAAUCGUACGGGUAAUCACCGUUCACGAGUUAAGCGGAGGUGAAGAAAUUAGUCCUUAGUCCUGUUUGAUCCUCUAUAUUCUGUUUGAUAUUAAUCUUCUAAUCCAUUUUAAUUUUAAGAUUGUAAUAUUUCAAAUCAACUUCUAAUAAUUCCUGUUUCAUGAUUACGACCAAUUCAAGUCUUUAAUUUGUUACCAUUUAAAUAACUUCAUCAGGGGUUUAGUUUUGAAAUAUUUAAAGUGAUACUGGAACCAUGAGAAAUUGGCUUGACCAACUAAAAAAAAGUAUGACAUUUCACUAAUUGAGCUGUAAUGUUUGUUCAUUUUGAAUAAUGGAAUGCUGACAGAUGUGUUACUUUCAUUGAAAUAGUUUGAUUCUUUAAAUGUCUAGACUGCUAAAACAAAUUUAAUUGGCGGAAAAUUUCACAAAAUGCAUAAAAACUCAAUUCGUCAAUUAUGUGUUAUUUGAGCACGUUCUUACUACUCAGAUUACUGUUAUGUAACCCUUUUCUGUUAGUAACAGGUAAUAUUUCGUGUAGAAUUUCAUAAAAAUGUUAGGAUGUUUUUAAAAACAGAAAUCAAAGCACUGGUACCAUUUUUUUCUUAAUCAACUAUGUUGAGCGAAGAACUCUAAAAAUCCACAUAAAAACUGCAAUUUUCAAUUUUGGAAUUCACCUCUAAAGUUUUAAUAGGGACAUUUUUUGGCCCCAAAUCACAUUUAUUCUCCACGCCAAUACUAUAAACUCGAUUUUAAAUUGUUCGACAAUCUCAAUUAAUCAAUCGCAAACAAUUCUCCACAUACAGGCGUCUGAUUAGCCCGACAAUGAUCAAAGAAAUCCUGGUUCUUCUAAUCUUUUGAUGGAAUUUAAAUAUGGAAUUUUGUAGACGUUGCUAACACUUCCUAAUUUGAACCUUUUUUUUUGCUUGUGACCAUGUCGCAUUCUACGUGGUGAAAGUUUUACACAUAAUGCUUACUAUGCACUGAACGUAAAUUAUGCACCGUAUACUUAUAGUUGUUAAUAAUUCGAUGAACGAAACAAUUACAGCGAAAUCCUCUUACUAAUAGACUUACAGUGUUCUGCAAUAAAUAGUGCUCUGAGGGGCUAUUCUUUAUUUAUAUACAUUUGCUAGUAAUUUAUUUUCCAUAAUAAUAAAUAUGCUAAUCAAACAAAAAAUUUGCUUCGUCAAAAUUGUGGGAAUCGUUAUUUCAUCAGUGCAUCAUCAUAGAUGAUUGUUUCAUGGAUUGUCAAAACAAUGACUUUGAAAUACUAUGCCUGCAGUUGCAAAACAAAGUCAGCAUUCGCGAAAAACGAGUUUUCUUCCAUUUCAUAAUGAAGCAACAAUAGAAGUAUGCAUAGUAAGGAUCUGUCUCAUUUGGAGAAUUAAACUGAAAUUAAGCUUAAAAGUGACAUUCCAAUAAUUAUCGAAUAACCCACUUUUAAGUUUGAUUUUAGUUUAGUUCUCCAAAUGAGACAGACCCUAAGCACAGCUGUGUUGUAAACAUUAUACAUGUUUUAUUUGUGAGUGUUGACUUCUAUUUUCAACUUGAAGCAUAAUUCAAACCCGUAAGCUAGUCUCACAAAGUUUGCUUAUAUGUAUAUCUUAAAAACGCACAAAAAUAACACAGGAAUCCCUUAUGCUGUAUAGCGAAAAGAAAGCUAAUAACACCAUGUAUGCCAUUUGUGAAAUACUUGUUUUCUUUGUUUGCUUACAUUAAAUUUAAGGUGUAGGCUAUGAAACGAAAUUGAUGUCCAUCAUUUUAGGAGCUAUUCUCCAAAGAAAAAAAAGAUUAGGUGACAUGUUUUGCAUGCAUAGCAAUACUGCUUGAAUCAAACUCGAUAUCCACAAGAGCAUUCAAAUAAAAUUUGAUUGAAAAAUUAGUUCAACUUUGAUUUGAGUGAAGAAUCAGAAUGAGUCGCAUUUUUCUGCAAGCUAUAAUUUGCAAAUAUUUUGUUGCUAGAAGUCAAUAAUGUUACUGUUUUAUCCGUUGAGCUAAUGAACGUACUGGAAUUGCAUACAUAUACCUAUCCAUAAUUUACCGAAAAAAUGACCAAUUCAUACAACAUGUAGCUAAUAUAAUCAAAGUAUUUAUCUUGCGCUUGAUAAACUCGUGCGAUGACAUAGUAGAUAUCUAUUGGCAAAAAUAUUGUCUACUUACUUUCGAACAAAAGUAAACCAAAACGAACAAUCACAUAAGAACGAAAAGAACAGAGAACCUUAGACUGGAAAAGCGAGAGGAUAACAAUGUUUAUUAUUACUGCUACACAUGAUUUGAAAUCGAAUGAUUAUUUUGAAACUAAGUAAGAAACAGGACUAUUAUAUCUACUUAUCGCUUGGUUGUUUAUUCAUAGUAACUGAUUUUUAAAAUGAACGAAUAAUGGAACUGAAAUAUAAUUUAAUACCCCAUUAGAAUCAUUAUAAUAACUGAAAUAACAACAAUAUUAUACCCAUGCUUGCAAUUUUACACAGUUUAUUAUUCAACGCAUUAAAUAGAGGAACUCAACGAAAACGUCUUAAAAAAAGAGAUCCUCAUAGGGAGGCGUUAUUACUGUUAGUCAGUUGUAAGGAUUAGCUGGAUCAAUAAAAAUGGCGAUGAUUCGACCGA
Messenger RNA from Armigeres subalbatus, 9153 nucleotides. RefSeq lists its product as uncharacterized. Gene Ontology annotation, biological process: negative regulation of protein kinase activity; protein dephosphorylation. The record is from RefSeq and is a predicted model, not a curated record. Lineage: Eukaryota; Metazoa; Arthropoda; Insecta; Diptera; Culicidae. The transcript is spliced from 13 exons. The coding region runs from base 314 to 5701 and encodes 1795 amino acids. Gene Ontology annotation, molecular function: protein serine/threonine phosphatase activity; cation binding.